Molecule: messenger RNA, 1262 nt
Organism: Geodia barretti
Lineage: Eukaryota; Metazoa; Porifera; Demospongiae; Tetractinellida; Geodiidae
Source: the annotation of a GenBank genome assembly
CAUAAUAGCAAGACCCUCCCCCACUCACACCAAAAGUCGCUUCUUUUUCGGUCAACGGCAAGUUGGACUAACUAGUUGCGAGUCACAGAAUGCGAAGGGAACUAAUAUUGUUGUACGUGUCGCUACUACUGCUGGCAAGUGGUGGAAUAAUCAGAGCUGAUGUCGGAGAAAGUGGCGAAGGUCCUCUUGCUCCCGCCUGCACUGAGUAUGAUGUCCGUCUGGCAGAAGGCAACAAUGGGUAUAUGGGAAUGGUGGAGGCAUGCUACACCCCUCCUGGCGCCAACAGCUCUCUGUGGGGUCCCAUAUGCGUCACUAGUUUUAACUACUGGACUGUGAUCCACGCUAAGACCAUCUGUACUCAGCUUGGCUUACCUUCCAAAGAUGCAGUUGCCAUAUCGUAUGAGAAUGUAACAGGACCAUAUUCCUAUGGGUUGGUGUGGUGUAGUAGUUCGAACCCACCAAGUAGCCUGCACGGAUGUGAUGCAGAGGACAUUGCACCUACCUGCAAUCUCGUCAAAAGAGCUGGAGGAGUCAUAUGCCAUGUUCCAGAGAAUAAUACGUGUGAGACGGGAGCUGUUCGUCAAGUAAAUGGCACCAAACUGGCGGGGAGAGUGGAGGUCUGUUUCAAUGGGCUGUGGGGAACCGUCUGCGAAUUCGAACAUUGGAGUAGUCUCGAAGCUUCCGUUGUGUGCAGGCAGAUAGGAUUGGGCAGUGAUUCGUCGAUACCCAUUGGAGUUACGACAGAUACAAUGUUUGGUGCUGGGCCAUCAACACAACCUAUUCUCAUCUCGAAUGUGGUGUGCUCUGGCAAUGAGAGUAAAAUAACCGAGUGCUCUCAUUCUGACGUGAAUAGUGUGGGGGUAUGUUUACACGAGGAUGAUGUUGGUGUAAUAUGUGAAGCCCCUCCAGGUAGCUGUCGAGACGGUGACAUACGUGUGCAAGGUGGUACAGUCGGCACCGUUGACUCUGUGAGUGGUAACAUUGAAGUCUGCUACACUGGGCUCUGGGGAACAGUGUGUGCUAGCGACUGGACUAAUGAAAAUGCCCAAGUGGCCUGCAGACAGCUAGGAUAUGCUGAAGUUGAAACUACUGAGCUUAGACCGCUGCAGCCUGGUGACUUUCACCUCCAGAGUCUUCUGUCUGGAGUGAACUGCUCUGGAUCAGAAAAGAGACUGGCUGACUGUCAUCAUGAUGGUGUGGAUUUGGCUGACACUACUGGUUGUGGACGGGCCUUUGUCAGAUGUCUGAAGCAAAUUCCUACC